UGCUUUUUGGGUUCACCUGUAUUAUAUUUAUAUCUUGUCUGAAGAGUUGCUAUCACAAGUACAAAGGCUGGCUGGUGGCCGGCGCGGCUGAACCACUGCACUAUAAUGGCACCACCUAAGAGAAAAAAGAAAAUGGCUAAAGGAAAUAAGAAAGUUGAAUAUGUGUUGGAAAGCGAGGAGGCUAUGUUGACGAUUCAACGACUGUCUAGAAAGUAUUUGCAUAAGUCACCAGAUGCUUCUGCUAAUGACAGAGGAGUGAUUGAGUUGCCCGACUCCUCUCCACCCACACACUCUCCCAACACCUCCGACGCCACCAGCGAGGAAUCGAACAAAACAAAAAUGUUCAGUCUCUGUCACACUCAAAAAGCCAAGCCCAAAAGACUAUCAAAACCCACUCUCACUAAAAAUAAGGAUACCCCCAAAAAAGUAUUAAACCUCCGUAAGGAAUGCAAUCUAAGUCUGCAAGUUAUGAGCCCUCGUAUCAAAGUCCCAAGACACAGGCUAGGGCACUCUAAACCUAGUGAGACUCCCACUACUAGUAGCAGGAAAGAGAACUCUCUGUUUGGUUUCGAAGAUCUCCCAACACCUCACAGGCUGUCACCUGUAACCUCUGAAGUUGAUGAUUUCACCAUGUCUGAAUUGGUUAGUGGUAGCCCACACAAAUCUGGCCAGGAACAGUCAGUCAAGGAGGAGGCACGAGUGUACACUGUUCCUAACAAGAAGCGUCGGAAUAAACAGUCAAAGAAAGCUGGAUUCAGUGAGUGUGAAGUGAAGAAGUGGGUGACUGAAAUGAAUCGCCAAUUUGACGAGGUGGACAAGUUUGAACUGCUCGUGGAGUAGCUGCUAUCAUGUCUCUGUUGUGAUCAGUUUUAUCCCUAUUAUAUACAUGUACAUGUUCUGCUGCAUCUGUUGUGAUUUUCUAUGUACUCUCAUUGUCAAUCUGCCAUAUCAUAUCAUG
This is a messenger RNA of Halichondria panicea, 958 nucleotides long. RefSeq lists its product as uncharacterized. The coding region runs from base 106 to 840 and encodes 244 amino acids. The record is from RefSeq and is a predicted model, not a curated record. The transcript is spliced from 4 exons. Lineage: Eukaryota; Metazoa; Porifera; Demospongiae; Suberitida; Halichondriidae.